Molecule: messenger RNA, 8072 nt
Organism: Acipenser ruthenus (sterlet)
Lineage: Eukaryota; Metazoa; Chordata; Actinopteri; Acipenseriformes; Acipenseridae
Product: WD repeat-containing protein 7-like
Exons: 29
Coding region: 217-4791 (1524 amino acids)
Cellular component (GO): cytoplasm
Molecular function (GO): protein binding
Source: RefSeq, a predicted model, not a curated record
GAUGUGCCAUUUAUUGUUACAGCAGUUCUGCUUUACGGCAGUGAGGUCUCGUAAAGCUGUGCGGAGGUAUCAGCUGACUGAAGAUAACCUGCGGAGGGGAAUAAGCACAAUAAAUACAUUAUAAGAAUUAAAAUUAUAGAUAUUGCCCGCCGUCAGAAAUAUAUAAAAAGGAUAUGUUCCAAUAGACUAUCGACCAGUGACAGGCCAGAAACAAACAUGGCAGCAAACAGCCUGGUGCUCCCCAUUGUUUUGUGGGGCCGCAAAGCUCCCACCCACUGUAUUUCAACAUUGCUGGUUAUGGAUGACCUGGCGACCAUUGUCACAGGUUGCCAUGAUGGACAGAUCUGCCUCUGGGACCUGACUUUGGAUCUGGAGAUCAGUCCUAGAGCUCUUCUUUUUGGCCACACUGCUUCGAUCACCUGUCUGUCGAAGGCGAGCUCUGGAAGGGAUAAACAGUAUAUUGUUAGUGCCUCAGAGAGUGGUGAGAUGUGCCUGUGGGAUGUUAGUGAUGGCCGAUGCAUAGAAUUUACUAAGCUAGCCUGCGCCCAUACUGGAAUACAGUUUUAUCAGUUUACCAUUGGUACCCAGCGAGAAGGAAGGCUGCUGUGUCAUGGACAUUACCCAGAAAUCUUUGUGGUGGAUGCCACCAGCCUGGAGGUCCUUUACUCUCUGGUGUCCAAAAUAUCUCCUGACUGGAUCAGCUCCAUGAGUAUUAUUCGGUCUCACAGGACACAAGAGGAUACAGUUGUUGCCGUGUCUGUGACCGGGAUAUUAAAAGUGUGGAUCAUUACUGCAGAUGUCAGUCGAACGCAGGACACAGACCCCAUCUUUGAAGAAGAGUCCAAGCCGAUUUAUUGCCAGAGCUGCCAGAGCAUUUCAUUCUGUGCUUUUACCCAAAGGUCCUUGUUGGUUGUCAGCUCAAAAUACUGGAGGGUAUUUGAUGCUGGGGACUAUUCUCUUUUAUGCUCAGUGCCCUGUGAAAAUGGACAGGCAUGGACAGGCGGUGACUUUAUUGCAGCUGAUAAGGUUAUUAUAUGGACAGAAGAUGGAUGCAGCUAUAUUUACAAACUCCCUGCCAGCUGUCUCCCAGCCAGCGAGUCUUUCCGCAGUGAUGUCGGAAAGGCUGCUGAGGGCUCCGUCCCACCCUUACUGUACAAUGUGCUGGACAGAAAGGACAAGCAGGUAGAGCAAGGGUUUGUGGGGGAAGCCAUUAUCCAGGUGUCACAUGAGCAUUUCCCUGACCCUGGGAAAGCCUGGGAGCUCUACACUCCUACUCUGCUGUUCUGCAUCCGGCCUCUAGAGGCACCAUUGCUCAUCUGCCCUCCUGUUACCCGCUUUUUCUAUGGCCGCCGGGAGCCGUUCCAUAAACUUCUGCUGCAGGGUGAUUCUGCUGGAAGACUCUCCAUUUGGAGCAUACCUGAUACCCCACAGCAGCAGCAGCAGAUCAGGUCCAGCAUCGAAGAGCUCCCAGUUACAACAUCAACUAGCCUUCAAGAAGCCUUUGAUACCCUGACCCAUCGACCAGCUGGCAUCAUCGACCAGCUGAGUGUGCUUCCUGGUGCAGAGGAGCCCCUGAAGGUGACGGCCAGUGUUUAUAUCCCAUCUCAUGGUAGCCUGGUUUGUGGUCGAGAAGAUGGCAGCAUAGUGAUUGUCCCAGCCACUCAGACUGCUAUAGUCCAGCUGCUACAGGGAGAACACAUGCUCAGGAGAGGCUGGCCCCCUCACCGGAUCCUGCGAGGUCACCGAAACAAGGUGACGUGCCUGCUGUACCCCCACCAGGUCUCUGCACGCUAUGAUCAGCGCUGCCUGCUCUCUGGUGGGGUGGACUUUUCUGUCAUUGUCUGGGACAUUUUCUCAGGGGAGAUGAAGCAUGUAUUCUGUGUCCACGGAGGGGAGAUCACUCAGCUGCUCGUCCCACCUGAGAACUGCAGUACACGAGUUCAGCACUGUGUCUGUUCUGUGGCCAGUGAUCACUCGGUGGGACUCCUGAGUCUGCGUGAGAGGAAGUGCAUCAUGCUCGCGUCUCGCCAUCUUUUCCCAAUUCAAGUGAUAAAGUGGAGGCCCUCAGAUGACUACCUGGUGGUGGGCUGUUCAGAUGGAUCAGUUUAUGUCUGGCAGAUGGAUACUGGUGCGCUGGAUCGCUGUGUAAUGGGGAUCACUGCGGUGGAGAUCCUUAAUGCCUGUGAUGAGGCUGUUCCAGCAGCGGUAGAUUCGCUCAGCCACCCCGCUGUCAACCUUAAACAGGCCAUGACCCGCCGCAGCCUGGCUGCCUUGAAGAACGUGGCUCAUCACAAACUCCAGACCUUUGCUACCAACCUGCUGGCCUCCGAGGCUUCGGAUAAAGGUAAUUUGCCUAAAUACUCACACAACUCCCUGAUGGUGCAGGCUAUGAAGACAAAUCUGAUGGACCCUGACAUGCACGUCCUCUUCUUUGAUGUGGAGGCCGUUAUCAUCCAGCUGCUGACCGAGGAAGCCUCCAGGCCCUGCCCCACUCUGAUCUCUCCUGAGAGCCUGCAGAAGGCCCCAGGCGGUGCUGACAAGGGGGGCUCCUUCCUAGCGGGGAAGCGGGCGGCCGUGCUGCUCAAGCAGGUGAAGGAGACCAUCAAAGAGAAUAUCAAAGAGCACCUGCUGGACGACGACGAGGAUGAGGAUGACGAGCUGAGGAGGCAAAGGAAGGAAGACGCGAAGUCCAAGUCCCUGACGCAGCUGGAAUACAACCUCACAAUGGACACCGCCAAGCUCUUCAUGUCCUGCCUCCACGCCUGGGGGCUCAACAGCAUGCUUGACAAAGUCUGUCUCAACCUCCUAGGCAUGCUCAAGCCCCACUGCCCGGUCUCCUUCGGUCUACUCUCCCGAGGAGGCCACAUGUCUCUCAUGCUGCCCACUUUCAAGGACUCUGUGGCCAGGAUGGCACUGGGGACCGCUGAUGCAAUGGGCAGGAAGAUGUCUGUGUCUGAGAUGCUGGGAAAAGGCACAUACGGUGUGUCUCGAGCUGUUACCACACAGCACCUCCUGUCUGUAAUCUCCUUAGCCAACACUUUGAUGAGUAUGACCAAUGCAACGUUUGUUGGAGAACAUAUGAAGAAGCCUCCAAUCAGGCCCCCAAAGCCAGGCACCCCAGAGGCAGCUAAAAAGAUGUCCCCACAGGUUUCCAGUACGGCCGUACAAGGACAGAUCAAACAAGCUGCUGCUGCUGUUGCUACUACUGGCCCUGAGGCUGUUCACUCUGGCUCUGCUUUACAUACUUGUCCCUCAGUCAAUGAAGGAUGGAGUCAGCUAGCUGCCAUGCACUGUGUCAUGCUCCCAGAUUUGCUGGGGUUAGACAAAUUCCAACCUCCGCUACUGGAAAUGUUAGCCCGCAGGUGGCAAGAUCGAUGCUUGGAGGUGAGAGAGGCUGCCCAGGCCUUGCUGCUGGCAGAGUUGCGAAGAAUUGAGCAGACAGGACGAAAAGAAACCAUAGACCUUUGGGCACCGUAUCUGCCACAAUAUGUUGACAGCGCCAUUUCACCUGGAGCGGCUGCAGAGUCUGUUCAGACGCCCCCUGUAAUUCCUGAACCUCAGGGGACCGAAAUCAAAGUCCAGGAGGAAGAGGCUGACCUCACAGAUGAUGACAUUGCAGCAGGGUGUCUGUCUGGUCUCCUGCCACACAUGAAGAAAAUGUCAUCCUAUGAGGAAAGACGCAAACAAGCAACAGCUAUUGUCCUCCUGGGGGUGAUCGGAGCAGAGUUUGGGGCUGAGAUUGAACCUCCAAAACUUCCAUUCAGGCCCCGCACUGCAUCCCAGGCUCCAGAUGGAUUUGGACUUACCACGGGAGGGUCUAAUUACUCCCUUGCCAGGCAUACAUGCAAGGCGCUCACAUUCCUCCUGCUGCAGCCGCCCAGCCCCAAACUUCCUUCCCAUAGCACCAUUCGCCGGACUGCCAUUGAUCUCAUUGGUCGAGGCUUCACAGUCUGGGAGCCCUACAUGGACGUCUCAGCCGUGCUGAUGGGGCUGCUGGAGCUUUGUGCCGACUCCGAAAAGCAACUCUCUAACAUCACAAUGGGCCUGCCUCUCAACCCAGCGGCAGACUCUGCCCGCUCUGCUCGACACGCUCUCUCGCUCAUUGCCACGGCCAGACCACCAGCCUUCAUAACAACCAUCGCCAGGGAGGUUCACAGACACACUGCCCUGGCAGCUAAUACCCAGUCUCAGCAGAAUGUGCACACCACCACGCUGGCACGGGCCAAGGCAGAGAUUCUGCGAGUGAUUGAAAUCCUGAUUGAGAAGAUGCCCACUGAUGUUGUGGAUUUACUCGUAGAGGUAAUGGACAUCAUAAUGUACUGCCUUGAAGGAUCCUUAGUCAAGAAGAAAGGCCUUCAGGAAUGUUUCCCUGCUAUUUGUAGGUUCUACAUGGUUGGUUAUUGUGAGCGUAGUCACCGGAUAGCAGUCGGGGCUCGUGUUGGCUCUGUGGCACUCUACGAUGUCCGCACUGGAAAAUGUCAGACUAUCCAUGGUCAUAAGGGACCCAUAACGGCAGUGUCAUUUGCUACAGAUGGGCGGUACCUAGCUACAUAUUCAAAUGCAGACAGUCAUAUUUCCUUCUGGCAGAUGAACACAUCAUUACUGGGGAGCAUUGGCAUGCUGAACUCUGCCCCUCAGCUGCGCUGUAUUAAAACAUACCAGGUUCCUCCAGUCCAGCCCGUCUCCCCCGGCUCCCAGAAUGCAUUAAAGCUGGCACGACUGAUCUGGACCUCCAACCGCAAUGUCAUCCUGAUGGUCCACGAUGGCAAGGAGCACCGUUUCAUGGUCUGAGGACCGGGCAAGACCACUAAAUCAUCACAGGAACCGCAGGCUGUGGUCCUCGCCGACCAUGUAGUCUAGAAAAUAGUGUUUGCACUUUUUGGUUGUUUACAUCAAGGUUAUAAUUUUUUUAAGGUUAAAUAUACUUUCAAACCUGUUUCAGAGACUAAAAGUUAUUGUUUAUAGACAGUCUUAUACAAAUGGUCUUUCGUUCAGGUUUUACUGUAAAUUGGUUUAAAACUUUUUUUUCAUUCCAAAAAAGAAAAAGAAAGGGGCAAUGAUAAUCGUAGAGAAUAAGAAAAAUGCAAAAGAAAAUGGUCAUUAAUAAAGGUACAUGUAAAAAAAAAGCAUAUCAAAUUAUAUAAAAUAUUAUCAAGACUGCAUAAUUUACUUGUGAUCUAGACUCAUCUGUGCUGUGUAAUCUUAAGUUAUGAUUUGUUUUUAUUGUUAAUAGAUGAAAUCCUAUCAAUGGCUCCAUGUGACACAAUACAUAUAUUUAACCACCCAAAGAGCCAGUAAGAUGAGCGUAGAUUGGUUCUCGGUUGUCCAUCUAUUGCUGAGGCAGUUGAGCAUUAAUGCAAAAUGUGUAUUUCAAAAGUAAUAUAUAUCCACCCUGUGACGGAUCAGAUAUGAUUAAUCUGCUUUCUUCCAUGUCAUGCAAUACCUUGAGCUGCUUUCUUCUGCAGCUUCUCGCACUUCAUGUUAGCAAAGGAAGGAAUUAUUUCAUUCUUGGGACACUGAUCGAAUGCAGAAAGCUGCUGCUUUUUUUCCUUUCUAGGUGUAUAGUAACAAUCAAGCAAGGUUCUGUAAGAAUGUGUUUGCUGUGAAUGCCCUUGUUUUAAGCAAAGCUUCAAGUUUAACAAAAGUUCAGAAAGGCUUAUAACUCCUGAAAGCAAAGCAAACAAUAUUUUUUACAUCAGUAUGCCAUUGUUUUAAUUAGCAGAUAAUUCACUACUUAAAAACAGGGCUACAUUAAAGUUAAUAACUAAGGCUACAUUUACAUCUCUGAGCAUAACCAUUUUCUUACAAGUCUUGUAUCAUUCCUCUGAUGUUUUCUUUAGUUUUCUCUGAGUUUAGAUUUCCUGACUAUUUUCAGGUUGUCUAUCUAAUCCUUUCGAGAUUGUAUCCCUGUUCAACAAGAAUCUGCAGAAAAAAAAUGAUGAUGCAAUAGUUUAAUAUUUUUUCUAAAUGUUUACCACUUGUCUUUUCACUGCUGUUCUGAGAAACAGUCCAGUUCGGCUAUCACUGCUGAUGUCAGUUGUUUGGAAGGAUUAAGAAUGGUCUGAUAUAUUCAAAACCAAAUUGUUCACCAUGAAGUGGGUUUGCAAUCAUCGAGCAUAAAGAAAAUAUUCUGGAAGAAACCAGGCUCUGCAAUUUAGAUGUCUGGAGCUUGACUUGUUAUAUUUUGUUCUAUAUAAUUGUUGAAUACUAAUUGAGAAUUUAAGAUAUAAUAUCACUUAAAAUAAGCCUAUUCUGUCACUGAAUGCAAUUCAAUAGUGAUGCUUAGCUGUGGUAUAAAUAUGCAUGCUUUCCAUGUAAAGCUGAACUAUUGUAAGGCCGCUUUCUCAAUAAGGUUGAAUAAACUGCAGUUCAGCAAGUUUAUUGUAACUACAGAUGUGGUGUAUGUGUCUUAAACUCCCCUUUUUAAAUGGGUACUAUAUUCAACACCACCCUUUCCAGAUUAGAAUGCCAGUGCUAAUAUUAUGAUCAUAUCACUUCAUGCUCUACACCUACAACCCAAUGCAAAUUCACCACAUUAACCAAAUGUCAGGUUGCACGGGAAGGCUGGAUAUGUUUUUCAAACCUUUCUGCACCGUCCAGGGGGCAGAACCACAUUGGUGUGUUUAUCCCGUUUUGCAGCUGUGUAUAAAUGAAGGAGGUGGGGAAUGUUGCAGAAGCAACUGAACUUGAGGUCAUAACCUAACAGAAGCAAAUAUUACUGUAGCCAUAUGUUUACAUCUUUAUUUCAUCACCAACUUUCCAUUUCCUUUGACUUUGUAACCCAACCAUCAUUGACAUCAACAACAGGCAGCACCAGGAAAGGUGGCAGACAUGCCAAACAGGCUGAGCUGCCUGAAUCCUAUGGCUACUUAUAGGACUGCAAAUUCCCUAUUAGCAAUCCUGUUAAGUUCCUCUCCCCUAGAGAUAAUUCCUUAACAACAGGAAAGAAUACGCCAUUUACACUUGCCACUCACAGAUGAAAUGUUGUAGCUGAUAUCAAUGGUAAAGUUCUCAAGGCACCUGUUUAUUGUAACAGCUUUCACUGCUGCAGUAAAUGAAAUCAGUUUUGCAAAGUGUGCUGCUGCCAUUUACCCAUUGAAAGUCAGACCAUAUUGUAGUUGGACAGAUUUGGAAGUUUUAAUAUUAUGUACAGUAUCCUGAAAACUAGACUUUAGCUGUACGCUGUCAGUGAAACUCCAAACCAAUUACAUUUCUGACCCGAACAGCAGUUUACCAUAAAACUAAGUUAGAUAUCUUGCCAGAAUUUACAUUUCUUAAUUUCUUAAUUUCUUAAUUGGAUUUUUCUCAGUAUUUUAUGAGGGCUGUUUCCUACCAUAUAUGCAUCCUUACCAUAGACUGCAUUUGUAAAUAGUGAUUUGGUACAGGAGCUGAACAAUAAAACUAUUUAAAUUAAAAUGGAUAUUCAUACAAACCAAUAUCAAUUUUAACAGCUCAAUGACUGGAGAAAUUACCUGAUAAACCAGUGUUAAUCAUAACAAAUGUUGUUUGGUCAGAAUGUACUGUAAGAUGGGCACAUUCAAUUGCAAAAUUAAUUUUCAACAAAUUAACCAAUAUGAAAAUCCCAAGUCCUGUACAUCAUCUCCACCUUCUUGCAACAUCUCUCAAAAUGCAGUUCUAUACAAAGUUAAUUACAAGCUCUCUGCAUUAUUCCAAACAGAUGCUGAAAGGAAAAUCCCCACAGUUGUACUCUCAGACCCUGCACCUUUGCAUUGUUAAUGCUCAGCUCUCAAAGUCAAAUUUGUAUUGUCACUCCUGUGUAAGCUUUUAGUGUGUUAUUGAUUUGUUAUUACUGUAUUUGGAACUGUCCUUGUAAAUGUAGAUAUAUAAGUGGCUUUAUUGUCAAUAUAUUUGUUUGAGAUGUGACAUUACAUGAUAAUACUCAUAUGAUAAUAUACAGUAGUAGCUAUGGAAGACACUUCACUGUACAUGGCAAUAUUGUGUGUGUGUGUGUGUGUGUAUCUGGGCUAUCUAUGAUUUUACUGAAUAAAUACUGUAAAUGUUAUGUUACUUUAUGUUGUGUGUACACCCAAAUAAAAUAAAUAUAAACAAAA